AGCCACUGAAAUCAAAUCCUUUGUCUGAGGACACAAGAGUACGUAACAGCCGAGACCAAGUAAGGAUUCAGGAGUUCUGAUUUCUAGUCCAGCUGCCGUCACACGUCCAAGUCGGCUUUGUUAAUCCCUGGACUUUACUUUCCUGGGCUUUGCUGUCAUGAGCCACCGAAUUCCUGUUCUGACACAAUCCUGCUGACUAGGGGCCCCACGCAGAAGUGAAAAACAAGUGGGCGGCGCCCCAUGACGCGCUCACACCCAAGGCCAGAUAAUCAGUGCUGCGGCUGUUUCCUGAAGCGGUCUCGGAGCCCGGGGUCAGGUCAUCAGACUCGGCCGAGUACCAAGAGCCGCCGCCAAAACCUCACGGGGCCGAGAGGACGACUCUGCGGCCCGCAGGUCUUUCCGGGCCGCGCGCAGCCCCGCCACGCCGCGCGCCAUGUGAGGCGGAGCCUGCCGGCGCAGCGGCGCGCGCACUCCGGGGCCUCGCGUCGCGUGACUCGGCCGGGGCGCGCUGGGCCGGGGCCGGCUCGCGCCACUUCCGACUCAUCCCGGGGUUCAGGUUCCGGGGCGCCGCGGAGCUCGCGGCCCGCGCACCGCACGCGGUGUUCUGGGGAAUCCCGCGCCGGGCGCCGCGCGGCCGCCAGGAUGGACGAGGCUGGAGCGGCAGUGGCCACGGCGGGGGAGGCCGAACUGAACUGGUCCCGCCUCAGCGUGUCCCCCGAGACGCUGGAGUCCGAGCUGGAAGCGCGAGGCGAGGAGCGGCGGGGCGCUCGCGAGGCGCUGCUGCGUCUUCUGCUGCCUCACAACCGUCUGGCGUCACUGCCACGGGCGCUGGGCACUGGCUUCCAGCACCUCCAGCUGCUGGACGUGAGCGGCAACGCGUUGACCACUCUCGGAUCCGAGCUGCUGUCCCUGCGCGGCCUACGCACGCUGCUGGCCAAGAACAACCGGCUCGGCGGGCCCAGCGCGCUGCCCAAGGGCCUGGCCCAGUCGCCGCUCUGCCGCAGCCUCCAGGUGCUCAACCUCAGCGGCAACUGUUUCCAGGAAAUGCCUGCCUCGCUGCUGGAGCUGCGCGCGCUGCAGACCCUGAGCAUGGGCGGCAACCAGCUGCAGAGCAUCCCGGCCGAGAUCGAGAACUUGCGGAGUUUAGAAAGUUUAUAUCUUGGAGGAAACUUCAUCAAAGAAAUCCCACCAGAAUUAGCAAAUCUGCCUUUUCUGACUUACUUAGUAUUAUGUGACAACAAAAUCCAAAGUGUGCCUCCUCAACUUUCACAGUUGCAUUCUCUUCGUUCCCUCAGUCUUCACAACAACUUGUUGACAUAUCUCCCUCGAGAGAUCCUCAACCUUAUUCAUUUGGAAGAGUUGAGUUUACGAGGAAAUCCAUUGGUUGUUCGUUUCGUUAGAGAUUUAACCUAUGACCCUCCAACUCUUUUGGAACUAGCUGCACGGACCAUUAAAAUUCGAAAUAUCUCCUAUACUCCCUAUGAUCUUCCUGGGAAUCUUCUUAGAUACUUGGGGUUAGCCACCAAUUGCCCAAACCCAAAAUGUGGAGGAGUCUACUUUGACUGCUGUGUCAGACAGAUUAAAUUUGUGGACUUCUGUGGGAAGUACCGCCUCCCACUGAUGCACUACUUGUGUUCUCCAGAGUGCUCUUCCCCUUGCAGUUCUGCCUCUCACAGCUCCACAUCCCAGAGCGAAUCUGACUCAGAAGAUGAGGCUAGUGUUGCCGCACACAGAAUGCAGAAAGUUCUUCUUGGUUGAACAAGGAUGCAGGGUGGUGUAAAAACUGAGCAAAGGAGAAGAAAAGAAAAAGAAAAUAGAGCUUGAAUUUCACCAGAAACCUUAUCUUCAUCCUGAGUAUCUAUGAAAGAAUCAGGGAUGAUGCAAAGCAUUCUGUUUUAUCUGCC
This is a messenger RNA of Otolemur garnettii (small-eared galago), 1904 nucleotides long. RefSeq names its product leucine rich repeat containing 58 (gene LRRC58). The transcript has 4 exons. Gene Ontology annotation, molecular function: protein binding. Lineage: Eukaryota; Metazoa; Chordata; Mammalia; Primates; Galagidae. The record is from RefSeq and is a predicted model, not a curated record. Bases 241 to 1758 code for a protein of 505 amino acids.